Molecule: messenger RNA, 1101 nt
Organism: Ogataea philodendri
Lineage: Eukaryota; Fungi; Ascomycota; Pichiomycetes; Pichiales; Pichiaceae
Exons: 1
Coding region: 1-1101 (366 amino acids)
Source: RefSeq, a predicted model, not a curated record
AUGGUUACUCUUUCCAGCUCCUCUACCACUACCAGAUACAUCCAAUUACUCUUUGGAAUCAUUCUCCUUGGUCUAUCUGGCAAGAUUAUCAACGAUAGAAGCUCUCUGACCUCUCUUGUCAACGAUCUGCAGGAGCUGUACAAUAGCACCGACUCCAGCUCUUCAAUCUCCAAAAGGGAUUACAGCGAGCCUUCGCUGAAUAUUGACACCACUUGGAAGAAGUCUGCUAUUGUUCUUGCUUCGGCCUGCACCUCGGUCGGCUCCAACACUGCCAACUAUGCUUUCCCAAAGCUCUUCACGUCAAGAAACACCAACCAAAAUACCCAGGCUGUGCUCUGGAAGUCUUCAGCCUUCCGCACUUUGUCCAAGUCGGCCUCUGACUUUGUUGGAAAAUCUGCUGUUACCGUUUCCAAGUCUCAGACAUCGUACUUGACUUCGCUUCUUGGUAGCGAGGUGACUUCCCAUGCUUUGUGGAUCGUCAACGUCAUUAUGCAAAUCAGUGAGUACGGAUCUCAGUCCUGCUCCAAUGUCGAAGGUUUGCUCACUGCUUACAACUUGACCUCCGAUCUUGCUGACUCGAUCUUGUCCAACUACUACAACCUCCCUGACAGCAGCAACUCCACCUCCCUCGAUAGUGAAUUAGAGGAAGAGAUCCAGGAAUUGUUAUCAGGUGCCAACUCCACCCUUGCUAAUGAGACUAUCUCCGAGUUGCUCGACUCCUACGCCAGCAACAACAUCACUACCUCGGAGUUGCAAUCCACUCUGCUCCUCAAGUUGGCAAACAAUUGCAAGCUGAAGAAAGCCUCUAUGGCUCUCUCCAUUUUGGUUAUUGUUGCCUAUGUUGCCUCGAGUGCCUUUUUGUCCGCCAGUGCUGUUUCUUUCUCCAACAAGUACAAGAAACAAAAAUCCCAGGUCGCUCAAAAGACACAAGAGAAGGAAGCCAAGAAAAACCAACCUGCUCCGGAAGGUUCACAAGAAAAUGAGCAGGAGACACCAAAGAAAGAAGAUGAAAAAGAGGACCUGGUUCACUUUGUUUAUCACUCGGACUGGUUGUUCCCUGAUGUCGCUUUAGAAGAAGAACUGGCUUCUUACUUUGCCUAG